GGCGAGCCCCGCCCCGCCCCAUCCCUCGCACAAAUAUCAGCCUGGGCUGUAAUCAUGGCGUCCGAGCGGCUGCCAAGCAGGCCUGCCUGUCUCCUGGUGGCCAGCGGCGCUUCCGAAGGUGUGUCUGCCCAAUCCUUCGUCCACUGUUUCACACUGGCCAGUGCUGCCUUCAACCUACAGGUGGCCACCCCAGGGGGAAAGGCCAUUGACUUUGUGGAUGUGACUGAUAGCAAUGCCCGAUGGGUACAAGACUUCCGCCUCAAGGCAUAUGCCAGUCCUGCUAAGCUGGAGUCCAUAGACGGUGCCCGGUACCAUGCCCUCCUGAUUCCCAGCUGUCCCGGCGCCCUGGCUGACCUUGCCAGCAGUGGGUCCCUGGCUCGAAUACUGCAACACUUCCGCUCUGAGAACAAACCCAUCUGUGCCAUUGGCCAUGGUGUUGCUGCCCUGUGCUGUGCUACCAAUGAAGAUAGGUCCUGGGUGUUCCAGGGCUAUAGUCUGACAGGGCCUUCUGUGUACGAGCUCAUCAGAGCACCUGGCUUUGCCCGUCUACCAUUGAUCGUUGAGGACUUUGUGAAGGACUCUGGUGCUGGCUUCAGUGCCAGUGAGCCUGACGCUGUGCAUGUGGUGCUGGACCGCCAUCUGGUCACUGGCCAGAAUGCUAACUCCACCGUUCCUGCUGUCCAGAACCUGCUCUUCCUCUGCGGCAGUCGGAAGUAAGCUUGGAUGCUGUCCUGGUGGCCUAGAGAAAAGGACUGAACUCACCGUGGCCUCUUGUACUGAUCCUUACUCGAUGGGACACUCAAGCCUCCAUUGGGACCUUGGGGAUCGCUGGAAGCCUCUAGGGAUUACUACUUGUGGACUGUCGGUUCUAAUGUAGACUAAGCACCCUUCCUCCAUCCCAGCAGUGUCUUGGCUGGCCAGGCAGUCCCGAGAACUCCAGACUGACCAUGCCAAGAAGAACCGCCCAGAGGAUGUAGUCAGCUGUGGGGUCUUAGGAUGGGGGUUACUCCUCUGUGGGCUUUCGGCUAUUUCUGUCCCUUCAGCUGUUCAUGGGGACCGUGUGGACAGACCACAGGCUGGAGCUUGCUCUGAACGCUCAUCUUUCCUUUUUUUUUAAAAAAAACUUGUUUAUUUUUAUA
Molecule: messenger RNA, 1139 nt
Organism: Mus pahari (shrew mouse)
Lineage: Eukaryota; Metazoa; Chordata; Mammalia; Rodentia; Muridae
Gene: Gatd1
Product: glutamine amidotransferase like class 1 domain containing 1
Exons: 8
Coding region: 55-717 (220 amino acids)
Source: RefSeq, a predicted model, not a curated record